AUGGCCGGUUCUUAUCUGAAUGGUGUGAUGAUAUUUGUCAAAGAUCCGAACUACAAGGUCUGGCUUGACAUUACGUUGUAUCAUCCAAACGUCGACCGAAAUGGCGAUUUGUGCAUACCCAUUCUGUGCUUUGACAACUGGAAACCGGCUACCACGCUUGCAGACACCUGGAAAUUUCUAGUUUUGUCGUCCAUUCUACGAAUCCUGGUGGAACCAGAUCUCUCACGAGCCAUUCGAAUUGAUGUCGCCGACGAAUUUGUCAAUGUGAGAUUCGAUGACAUUCUUAAGGAAAAUCUUAACGUGAACAGACUUAAGAUUAGGCUUCGUCUGAACAAAAAAAGCGUUAUGUUUGUCGCUGUGAACCCUGCAGAAUAUAAGCAGAAUGUAGCAGCGUGCAUGAAGGAGUUGCCACCACGGAGUUGUUAG
Molecule: messenger RNA, 426 nt
Organism: Angiostrongylus costaricensis
Lineage: Eukaryota; Metazoa; Nematoda; Chromadorea; Rhabditida; Metastrongylidae
Source: the annotation of a GenBank genome assembly